This is a messenger RNA of Moneuplotes crassus, 1018 nucleotides long. Lineage: Eukaryota; Ciliophora; Spirotrichea; Euplotida; Euplotidae. The record is from the annotation of a GenBank genome assembly.
UGGAGGAUAUUUUACAAAAACUUCAUGAUUGCUUUAAAGACAAGCUUAACCCAGUAACAGUCCCUGCUGCUAGAGGUACACAUUGCCUGAGUGCCCCCACUCACCUUAAUUUGGAAAACAAUACUCAUGAGGAAGAUAAAGAGGAGCAUAAGAAUGGCUCAAUAAACACUUCAAUGGGUCCAAAAUCUUCUGAACAGGAGGAGUACCAGAGCGUCUUAAAGGUCCAAGGAUGAUAGUCAAGGUUAAACUCGACCAGGCCUUAACAUACCAACAGUGGCUGGAUGAUAAGGAAACCCCCUUCGUGUUUACAAUGCUGGAGCCCCUGGCUUUCUGUUACAAGAAAAAGAGAAAAGAUCGCUCAUCAAGAGAUCAGAAUAGCCCCAAGGAUGAAUUCUAUGAAACUAAAGAUGCACUGAGAGGAAUAAACUUGGCUGAUUUCAAGAUAAACUGCUACUUUAAGUACCCUGAGCAUAUGUCAAAAUUCAAAUACAACCUGAUGAGCAACUUACCAGAGAAGAAAAGAGAUCAGAAGUCGCUCUCCAAGCAAACAGACUCAGAGUUAGCUGGAAGCCAAGAAAUCUACUGUGCUGCUAAGAUCUACAGUAAUUCGUUCCACGAUCAAGAUUCCCCGGACUCAUCUGCUAAGAUCUACAUUACGCUACAAAACUCUAAAAUUGCUGGUCUGAAGCAACUCCAUUUCUCAGAUCCUGAGACUAAGACAGCACAGUAUACCAGAUUAGGGAUGCUAGAAGGCAUUGGCUCUGUGAUUCCACUGCAUAGACCUCCCAUGGUCACAUACCUCACCAACUGUUCUUGGCUGGCUCCUCCAGAAGUAGUGAAAUUUCCCCAAAACGCACUAAAAAGAAUUAGAGGGAUCCAAAAUCUUGAUUUUGAGGAGGAAACUGGCAAGAACUCUGAAAUUCCUGAGAACCAAGAACCUGCAAAACCAAAAUCGAAGCCAGCACCAAAGCCUGAGAUUGACUACAACAAGUAUGAAUUCUAAGAUUUCAACGGGGAA